UCCGGGCCGCCCGCCCCGCCACGAGCUGGCUCCGACCUGCGCGCCGCUGGCGAUGCCCCAGGCGACUCGGCGUCACGAGAACCGGCACCCCGAGACCCGGCGCCCUGCCCUCCCUCCGCGUCCCCAGGGCCCCGGCCAGGCCCAACAACCUCUCCCUCCUCCGUGCGCCUCGGCCCCUGCGGGCCUCCAGCGCGGGCUAACUAGGCCUCGCUCCGGGCCCCCGGGAAGCCGCCCCCCACCUCCCGCGAGGCCCGCAGCCCCGGGGGAAGGCGGCCGGAAAACCUCUUGUUUACCGGGCUGGAGAGGUCCCAGCCAGGAUUCGCUUCCCUGUUUCUGCGGUCACCCUUCGGCAGAUUCCUGAAGCCGGAGGAGAAAGGGUGGCAACCCACAGAUCCACCCCGGGACAGGGAGUGGGGGUGGGGCUGGAGGGAACCCGACCUCCUGGAAAGGUCCCCGGGCCGCUGGAGGGAACGGACUCGCAGUCAGAGCCAACAUGUCCCGGAGCGCAGAGACCGCGGGGGCCGAACUAAACACUGUACCUCGGGGAAGAAAACCGUGAAAACUAAUUAGGACAAGUCAGAACAGGGAACGGGGACGCGGGGAGGGGAGCGCGCGCUCCGAAUUGGGCAGAACCUGGAACCGUCGCAGGAAACCCGCGACCUUUGCCCACAGUCCGCAGUGGCUCUGGACUUGGGCCACGCGUGAGAGGAGCGCUUGGUGGCUGGAGUCCCAGAGAAGGACGGCACGCGAAAAAGACAAAUCUGGGUGUACGGUGUGUCCACGUGUGCAAGCUGGGGAGGGGUGGGGGCGCAGAAGGCGUGACAAAGACGGACUCUGUCUUGAGUGUGCGCCUCGCUCUGGCCCGCUCCCAGCGAACUGUGCCUGCAGUGUGUCUCACGGGAGGGCCAGGGCAAAAGUGACAAAGGCUAAGUGUCCGCCACCGAGAGACGCGCCAAGGUAGCCACGAGCGUGUCCGUACGCGCGCAAGCCGGGAGACGCGGUGGGGGGCGCGCAGGGCUGCACCCCCACGACGCUUGCCCCAGCGGAAGCCGAGCCCAGAAAGUGAGUGCGCGUGAGUGUGCGCGCGCCCGCGUGCGGGGGCGUGGCAGCAAACAGCAACAACCCACUCGCCUGCGGGACCAGAAACUCCAAUCUUCCUCCCCAGCCGGAAAGUGCGAGUCGGCCCAGUCUGGAGGGACCCGACCGGAGCCUGGCCUGGGAGCCAGGAUGGCCAUCCACAAAGCCUUGGUGAUGUGCCUGGGACUGCCUCUCUUCCUGUUCCCAGAGGCCCGGGCCCAGGCCCAGGGCCAUGCUCCACCGGGCUGCAGCCCAGACCUCAACCCCCUCUAUUACAACCUGUGUGACCGCUCUGGGGCAUGGGGCAUUGUCCUGGAGGCAGUGGCUGGGGCAGGCGUCGUCACCACGUUUGUGCUCACCAUCAUCCUGGUGGCCAGCCUCCCCUUUGUGCAGGAUGCCAAGAAGCGGAGCCUGCUGGGGACCCAGGUGUUCUUCCUGCUGGGGACCCUGGGCCUCUUCUGCCUCGUGUUUGCCUGCGUGGUGAAGCCCGACUUCUCCACCUGUGCCUCUCGGCGCUUCCUGUUUGGGGUCCUGUUCGCCAUCUGCUUCUCCUGUCUGGUGGCCCACGUCUUUGCCCUCAACUCCCUGGCCCGGAAGAACCAUGGGCCCCGGGGCUGGGUGAUCUUCACCGUGGCUCUGCUGCUGACCCUGGUGGAGGUCAUCAUCAACACGGAGUGGCUGAUCAUCACCCUGGUUCGGGGCAGUGGCGAGGGCGGCCCUCAGGGCAACAGCAGUGCCGACUGGGCCGUGGCCUCCCCCUGUGCCAUCGCCAACAUGGACUUUGUCAUGGCACUCAUCUAUGUCAUGCUGCUGCUGCUGGCUGCCUUCCUGGGGACCUGGCCUGCUCUGUGCGGCCGCUUCAAGCGCUGGCGUAAGCAUGGAGUCUUCGUGCUGCUUACCACGGCCACCUCCAUGGCCAUCUGGGUGGUGUGGAUUGUCAUGUAUACCUACGGCAACAGGCAGCGCAACAGUCCCACCUGGGAUGACCCCACGCUGGCCAUCGCCCUCGCCGCCAACGCCUGGGCCUUCGUCCUCUUCUAUGUCAUCCCCGAGGUCUCCCAGGUGACCAAGGCCAGCCCAGAGCAAAGCUACCAGGGGGACAUGUACCCCACCCGGGGCGUGGGCUAUGAGACCAUCCUGAAAGAGCAGAAGGGUCAGAGCAUGUUCGUGGAGAACAAGGCCUUUUCCAUGGAUGAGCCGGCGGCAGCUAAGAGGCCAGUGUCACCAUACAGCGGGUACAACGGGCAGCUGCUGACCAGUGUGUACCAGCCCACCGAGAUGGCCCUGAUGCACAAAGGCCCGUCCGAAGGAGCUUACGAUGUCAUCCUCCCACGGGCCACCGCCAACAGCCAGGUGAUGGGCAGUGCCAACUCGACCCUGCGGGCUGAAGACAUGUACUCGGCCCAGAGCCAGCAGGCGGCCGCGCCGCUGAAAGACGGCAAGAACUCUCAGGCUCAGUCCCCGCAAAGUAAAACGAGAUGGUAGAAGCCCUCUUCCCUGGAUCGCACGGCAUCCUGAUGUCCUCAUUCCUCUGUACCCAGGCGGGGCCCAGCACCUUUCCCGUCCUUGUCAUUGGAGCUGGGAGGGACCAGAGGCCACCGACCUGAAGCAGUGGACUGAGUGGGCCCCUGUGAAGCCCUGAGCAUGUGACUGGAGUGCCUAGGGCCCCUCCCUUUCCUGCCCAGCCCAUCUUCCUGGUCCCCAACUGGCUGCGGUGCAGGGUGCUGUCCCCCAGGCCGCCUCCAUCUCCCCUCUUGACGCCCUCCCCGAAUCAUAGCCCCUGUGUCCCUGAGCUGUGGUUCUCCAGAUGGCCAUCCUCCCCAUUGUGAAAGGCAGUCCUCAGUGCCCCAUCGUGACUCUGGGCCUUCCUGGCCCUGCCAUCUUGGUGUCUGGCAUUAGCUUGUCCUCUGCCUAGAUGGAUCUCCUCCAUGAGUCUUUGGCAACAAGCCGGGGCAGAAGUUGGCCCCUGCCCUUCUCACCAGGGCCUCCUGCCACCACCUGGACUGUGGAAGGCCACUGAGAUGGGGGCGGAGCUCAGCCCAAGGCCUGGGCACACUGCUGCUCUCCGCAGCCUGUAGGUCCCAGAUCUGAGUCCCUGGAGUGUUUCACUCGAGAGCUCCUUAGCCAUCCACUUCUUCCAUCACCAGCAAGCCAGGCCAGCCCUGCCUGCACUCUGCCCCCACUGCCCCUUGCCCUCUGGGACGAGGAUGGCCACGCUGGGAAGAGGCAGCUCUCUCCAUCCAGCACUACCUCAUGGAGAGCUCACUAAGGAUUUGGGAAUGGCAGGCCACUCUGGCAACCGGGUUCAAGGUGGCUCCUGUGGCAGGAACAGGUGUCAAUGGGCCUGAUUCCCGGGAUCUCACGGGUUCUGGGAAUGCAGCAGGGGCCUCCUGUGGCUAUUCCAACAUCUCUGGUCAGGGCCUAGAAGCACCCUUAGGACAUGCGGGGUCGGGUUCAGGGCUGCCUUCUCAGGGACCAGUGGAGAGCCCUGGACCAGAUGAACUGGAGUCUAGGCCUCUCCUGUGACUGGGACUUGGAUGUGGGGAGGCCCGUGAGAUCCAGGUCUAAAGAUUCUAUUUCCUGAUGGGCAGAUAUGUGAGUGGCAUCCUCAGGUAAGUGGGACCCAGGACUAAAGACUGUGCUCUUUCCUGA
This is a messenger RNA of Cebus imitator (Panamanian white-faced capuchin), 3729 nucleotides long. RefSeq names its product G protein-coupled receptor class C group 5 member C (gene GPRC5C). NCBI's taxonomy places the organism in Eukaryota, Metazoa, Chordata, Mammalia, Primates, Cebidae. Gene Ontology annotation, cellular component: plasma membrane; intracellular membrane-bounded organelle; extracellular exosome. Gene Ontology annotation, biological process: G protein-coupled receptor signaling pathway. The transcript has 5 exons. Gene Ontology annotation, molecular function: G protein-coupled receptor activity; protein kinase activator activity. The record is from RefSeq and is a predicted model, not a curated record. The coding region runs from base 1228 to 2562 and encodes 444 amino acids.